This is a messenger RNA of Drosophila ananassae, 1200 nucleotides long. Its product is annotated as voltage-dependent anion-selective channel. NCBI's taxonomy places the organism in Eukaryota, Metazoa, Arthropoda, Insecta, Diptera, Drosophilidae. The transcript is spliced from 3 exons. Bases 99 to 1100 code for a protein of 333 amino acids. The record is from RefSeq and is a predicted model, not a curated record. Gene Ontology annotation, molecular function: voltage-gated monoatomic anion channel activity. Gene Ontology annotation, cellular component: mitochondrial outer membrane. Gene Ontology annotation, biological process: monoatomic anion transmembrane transport.
UCGUAGCUUUAGAAACAAAAUUUUCAGAUUACAUCCGUCUGGCUAAAGUUUUUUUUAUAUUUUACUAAAAAUUGACCAAAUUUUAGUAAAUAUUUAAAAUGGGAAAGGCAAGAGAGCGACUGCGGAACCUGUUCCGCAGAAACAAAAGGCGCAAAACUCCACCUCCCGAAGAGCCGCAACCUCCUCCGGAUAAUUUGGAGAACUUUAAUGAAAAACUGCCAAUGAAAGCGGACGAAGGUGAAAUGAAGACCUACUUCCAUGUGGGGCUCCUGGCUAAGAUGUGCCUCAUCCACGGCUAUAACAAUGGCCCGUGGAAGCUGCAGACCACCUCAAAGACGGAAGGGGAACUAUUUCUGAGCACUUUCGGUGAGGGCUAUCCGUCCCUGAACGAUGCCUACGGUGGAGUCGAGGCGUACCAGGAAAUCGAGAACUUCUAUACCUCCCUCGCCUGGCUGACCGAUAGCCUUCUCUGCGCCGACAUUGCGGCGCGUGGCGAGGCCUUCGAGGGCAAGGGGCAAUUCGUCCUGAAAAACACAUUCGGCCUUAAUGACGACAAUAAAUUUGAAUUCCAAUGCAAGUGCAAGUUGGAUAUCGAUCGUAAUCCGAUCAGAAUGGAACUGGAGGUACCCAUCUAUAAGGAACCAUUACUGUUGGGCUAUCUUACGGUGACUCCCGCGGAGAACUUCAUCCUGGGCUGUCGUGGAGCUUACGACUGGGAGAAUAAAAAGCAAAUCAGACACGCCCUCUGUGCCGGAUACCAGAAUGAAACCACUGAAGUGUCCUUGAAACUGGAAAACUUUAAGGAAGUCCGUGGAUCAAUAUUCCAAAAAAUCGGAGAACAAUGGGCCGUGGCUAUGAAGGCAAAUCUCUGCGGUGAAGAGGUGGCGGCUCAUAAAAUUAUGGUCGGAUGCCAGUACGAGUUCGAACCGGGGCACAUGCUAAAGGCUAGAGUCCGCGGAGACACCUACGUGGGCCUAGUCUAUCAGAAGAAAUUACGGGAGGACAUUGAAAUGAUGCUUCAUGGCGGUAUCGAGGCAAGAGAUCCCCUCAACGGAAAUUAUUCAAUUGGUACUUCCUGGUACUUCAAUUUAAGUAUCUGAUAUAAAUUAUAAUGUGCUUGGAACUAUUCUAACUAAAGUUCCGAAAAAAGGUUUUAAUGUAAAUUUUUAACAAGUUCUUAAUAAAAAGUUGGUAAUGCAA